AGCCGCUGUAUAGAAUCAUCUACAGAAGUGUUUAGUCGCAUCACAAUGUACGCGCUUGUGUGUUUAAGUCUCCUAGCUUGCGCCCUUGCGGCACCCCAAUACUAUUUCAGACCACCACCGCCGCCGCCUCCGCCGCCACACCAUCACCACCACCAUCAUGAACACUACCACGGCUCCGACUUGGACGACUUCAUGACCGAUGAUGUUUUCGACACCGGAAGAUUCUUCAAAGAUUUCAACAGAGAAAUGGAACAGCUAGAAAAGGCGAUAGAAGAACUCGUGAAACACUUCCCCAGUCAAGCGACAUCUGGUCUUCAAGGAAACCAAUACAAAAUCAACAUAAACCUCAAUGGUUUCGACGAGAAGGAGAUCUCCGUUAAAGCUAGGGAAGGCUUAGUGAUGGUUCAGGCCGUUCACAAGACUGAAGAAGGCGCUGAGAGGAGCUACUUGGACGUAAGGACGCUUCCAUCUUUCGUUAAAACUGAGAGCGGCAGCUGGACUUACGUUGAAGACCUUUUGAAGAUUGUGUUUGAUGUUAAAGAGGGUGCGGGUACAACUGAAGAUGCGGGAACCACCAACGCUGUUGAAGUGACUCAGGCCCCUGAUCGCGAGGAGAUGGAGAGCCACGAGAAUGACAACACGGAUCAGGAUGCUGACGUUGGCGCGCGAGGAGACACCGAACUUAUUACCAACGAGAUCCCUAAGGGAGAGGAGACGGUGGAAGCUACCACGUACGCGGUUGCCAUUAAUAAUGAGGUAGAGUUUGUGCCUGUGCGCUUGAAUCCAAUCAAGCAAUAAUUUAAAAUAUAUUUAAAAUAGCUUGCAUCUUUAUUGAACAGAAUGACUUAAUUUUCUGAAAAUCGAAACCAAAAAAGAUGCAGCGUGGCGUAUUUAUAAAUGUAUGACAAAGAAAAGUGCUUUAAGUUAUUAAAUGUAAAUAAAAAAUAAAAUAUGCCUAGAGCUAGACAACGAUAAGUCUGCAACGAUUUUAAUUGCACACGCAGUGCAUGUGUUAUUUUAAACAUCAAAUUUCUAUGAAAUUAUGACGCAUAAAUAACACUUGCAUUGGGUGUACUAUCAAAUUCUUUGCAGACUUAUUUUGGUCCGACUCUAUUUACUUAUUUUUA
Molecule: messenger RNA, 1127 nt
Organism: Cydia strobilella
Lineage: Eukaryota; Metazoa; Arthropoda; Insecta; Lepidoptera; Tortricidae
Exons: 1
Coding region: 46-798 (250 amino acids)
Source: RefSeq, a predicted model, not a curated record